CAUUUGAGCUCCACCUUCAGAAUCUAAAAGUGAUCAGCGAGUAACCUCAGAAAAUCCAAAGCUUUCAAGAUGGUUCUGAUGCUCUGCUGCAGUUUCGAUCCCUUCUACGUGGGACCCUGCCCACCCGGCUGCCUGGCUCCCCUGAUGGGGGGCACUCCCUACUGUGGUUGCGGUCCCUGUGGUGGCUGCUGCAGUCCUUGCUGUGGUCCCUGUGGUGGUUGCAGCUCGUGUCCUUGCGGCUGGUGA
Molecule: messenger RNA, 246 nt
Organism: Drosophila takahashii
Lineage: Eukaryota; Metazoa; Arthropoda; Insecta; Diptera; Drosophilidae
Product: male-specific sperm protein Mst84Da
Source: RefSeq, a predicted model, not a curated record